UUUUAGAGUCAUAAAUAUGGUUAUUGCCGGAACAAACUCCGAAAUUUGCUUUGAAUUGGAACGUCUUUUCCUUCACUUAGCUUUAAUCAACGAUGAUUCGAAAUUGGAAGCAUUUACUCGGAAACAUUUACUGGAUAUUAUAGAUUGCACUUCUAAAGGCGAAGUUGAAGUCCGAAAUAAAGGAAUGGAAAUAUUGACACAUUUAAAUCGUAGAAUCAAAAACAAUUUAAUGAUAAUAUUACCGUUGAACACUAUCUUGCAUUAUAUAUUGUCUUCAACACAAGGGAACGUUUUAGGAAAGAAUUUUGCAAUUGUUUACCUUAGAAUAGCAUUGGAUCGUGUGGAUACUAAAGAGCACAUUGCUCUUCUUCCAAACUUCCUGAAUGGUUUGUUGAAAUAUGUAAACGAGAGAAAGAUAUUCAAUCAGCUUAUUGUCUUAACUGCACGUGCUUGGAUAUCUCUUUCUGAUAUGAACCAGCAGGUGUGGCCAUCAUUGGAAUCAUUGAAAAAUAGUGUAGUCAGAUGGGAAAUAUUGAGAUUUUUUUCAGACGUGUUGUAUUUCCCAAAUUUAAGCAAUGAGAAGAGAAAUAUGACCAUGACGUUAGAUAACUUUUGUGAACACCCAUGCAUGUCAAAAAAUGGAUUUCUCCGAAUUGCUAAAGAUGUUUUAAAUGAUCCUAAAAUUAGCAUUACUACGUUAAAGCUAUCUGUAAUAAAGGUGUUGUCGUCAGUGAUUUUUACUGAAGCCGAGAUCUUACCAUUACUGAUUGGAGCCAUUGCGCUUGGUCCUAGUGAAGUUGAAAUAGCUGGUGAUAUUGCUAUCAAAAAGAUUGAUUUGGAAAAAGUUCUGAGAAAUAAGAACACUGUGAACAUUUUGUUCAAUUUAUACCUCGGUUUGUCUCUUCAGACCUUGGACGAAAACGAUAGAGUUUUGCCGGCUACGAUUCCUAUUAAGCUGAAAUUAAUACCUCUACUGAUGAAAUCUCCUGUUGCGGUCCAAACUUUCCCAUAUAAUAUUAAGGUAGCAUUUGAUGGCUUAUUCAGCAAGGAAGAUUUCGUUGAGAAUAAACCUCUCAAACUGCAACAAGCAAGCAUUGAUUUUUUGUUGCUUAUUGUGAAAAAUUUUCCUGCAAAUGCUUUGCCAACAUUUGGCCCAGUCAUAUUUUCUUCUAUAAGGAAGUUGAUUGACCAGAAUGAGUCCUCGGGUGUUGUUGCUACAGCUUACCAGUGUUUUGGUAUUAUUGGUUGUAAAGUUCCGCAAUUGGUUGUGAAUGAUAUGGCUCUUUUGCAGGAAACAUUUGAUGCGAUCUCAUUGGCGCCAGAAGAAAUAUCUUUUGCAAUAGCAGAUUGCUUAGUGAGCUGGUUACCCGCUUUUUGUGCUGUAAAUGAUGUUGCUUUAAGAGGUGUUCUGGAAGCACUCAUUUCUUCAUAUAUUGUUCACGAUUCACCUAAAUGCCGUCUUGUCGCUCUAAAGUUUGUUGAAACAUUGGUGAAAACAUCAUCAUUGGAAUUCCGCUGGAUUCUUUGUCGAACUUGUGGAGAUCCGAGAGAUGAAAUGAAGCGUGAAGCUGUACGUCUACUGAAUUUAUCAGUUGCAGAUCCCAUGACGACACCUAAAUUUAAAGAUUUGGUUGAAUUUAUUCACCGAAAAUUGAACUUGCAAGGUGCUACUGGAAGCGUAGACUUUUCAACUGCUGAAACAAAGAAGAAGAAAGAAGCAUUUGCUGACGAAGUGUUUCAUAUUUCAGCACUUUAUCUGUACGCCAACUUACAAGUUGCUUGUUCGCUACGACCAGUUUCGCUAGCAGAAACGGAUGUUUUUUCGGGAACAUCAGAUUAUCCUGUAAUCAAUAGCUAUCUACUUUCGUUCAGUGGAGAGCAUCUUGAGAUUUUACAUCGUUUUCUAGAAAUAGUUUUGAAAGCAAUUGAAACACAGCCAGAUAACUUUCUGAUCGAAAUGGCUUGUUUGUUGUUGCAGAGUGGAUGUGCAGAUUUAGAUCAUAAUUACCGUGCAAUGAUUGUGGCAUUGUUAGAGCGUCAUCUAAAAUCUAGUUCUCGGUUAAGUGUUUGUGCAAAACUUUCUCAACUCUACAGUUUGAUACUAAGUGAUUUUGAAAGGAAGGAAUGUUUAGAACGUUGCUUGGAGCAGUUUAACAGUUACAAUGAGUUACCCUUUCGAAUCCCAUGGCUUUGUGCAUAUUUAACAACUCAACCGCUGGCAGACUUCGCUGCUGGAGAAAUCAUCGCAAUUAAAGUUUGUUUAGUGAAUAUGAUGGAAACACUGUCCGCACAGCAAUAUUGUGAAGCAGCUUGUGGUUCGUUGGCAGAAUUAUUGAGAAGAGCCGUCAUCUGUCUGAAUGAGGUAGAAAAGAGUAAAUUAGUGUCAUCAACCUCGGAUAAUCAGUUUUAUUCGCUCUGUGAAUUGCUAGGAAAGAUAGCAGCAUCUCGAAAGGACACUUUAACAUCAAAAAUGAAGGAGUCAGCUGCUCAGUGCCUUGGUUUUCUUUCAUUGCAUAGCUUGCCAACUAUUUUAUACGAAAAAAUCUUGACUCAAUUAUUUGCAUGUGGUGAGAUAGCAACCGAACCAGAAUUGCAGUUUACAGUUGGCAGUGCGCUUUUCGACGCUGCUUUCGGUGAAAGUUCUCCAUCACGUAGAAAUAUUUUCACCGAAACAGAGGAAUAUUUUCUGGAAAGGAACUUAUCUCUCGCUGAACGGGACAGUGUUGAAAAAAAAGUAGCGAAUUUAUUGGAGAUUCUGAAUGCCAAAUUACAUCACACAAAUCGCCAUUUGCGACAAGCUGUGCUCAUUUGGUUGUUUACUCUGGUUAAGCGAUGUGCUGUCAUAAAGCUUAAUUGCAUACUGAACAGUUUACGUCCUAUUCAAUAUGCUUUUACCAAUGGUUUAACUGAAACAAAUGAAUUCUCUCAGGAAGUUGCAAGCGAGGGGCUUGGUAUUAUCUUCGAAUUAGGCUCUGAAGAGCAAAAGAAAAUAAUGGUUGAAGAAUUGGUUAAUACGCUAUCAGUUGGACGAAAACGAGUCGAUCCAAUUGCACCAAAUACCCUCUUGUUUUCGAGGGGGGAAUUGGGCACUACAUCAGGGGGGGAAAAUUUAACAACGUAUAGAGAACUCUGCAGUUUGGCCACGGAUUUGAAUCAGCCAGAUCUUAUAUACAAAUUCAUGCAACUUGCAAAUCACAAUAUUUUGUGGAAUUCCAAAAAAAUGAGUGCAGCUUUUGGUUUCGGUAUUAUAAUGCAACAAGCCGGAAGUGUAAUGGAACCGUAUUUGGCGCAGUUGGUGCCCAAACUUUAUAGAUACCGAUACGAUCCUGAUUUGAAAGUUCAAAGCGCUAUGCAGUCAAUUUGGCAAGCAGUCACAAUUUCUAAGAAAAAUGUGAUUGAAGAAUAUGCAGAUGCUAUUUUCAACGAACUUAAAUUAACCCUUACAGAUCCUCAGUGGCGAACGCGUGAGUCGAGUUGUCUGGCGUUAGCAGACUUGCUUAGCGCUCAUUGUACUAAUGAAAUAGUGGAACAUUUUGGUCAACUUUUCGAAAUAUUGUAUCGAGUACAUGAUGAUGUAAAGGAAUCAGUUCGAAUGGCAGCAGGACGCACCCUGUCAAGUCUCAUUAAAUUUACUGUACGCAAAUGUUCCUCCGUUAAUGGCGCUAAAGCUACCCGAUUGCUUGGGAUGAUACUUCCUGUUAUUAUUGAGAAAGGAGUUAAGUCGAGCGUUAAAACUAAUAAAAUUUUGAGCUUGAAAAUGAUCAUGGGCAUUGCAAAGGAAGCUGGAUUGGUUUUACAAGAACAUAUAAAUGUAAUAGUGCCAUGCUUACUAGACUCACUAAGUGAAGAGGAGUCAACAGUUCUAAAUUAUCUUGCUGCUAGAUCAAGUUUAGACGAACUGGAAGUGCUGGACUCAGCCCGUAUGUCAGCAGCGCAUAGUUCUCCGAUGAUGAGUGCUCUUCGUUACCUUGUCCCGUAUGUAGAUAAAGACAUUUUCAACUCUGAGUUGAGCGAUAAGUUGAUCGAACAAUUACGAUCCAGUGUUGGCGUGACGACACGUACUGGAACUUGUCAAUUUAUCAUCGAUUUGUGCCUUCAACGUCAGGACCUGCUGAUAUCUUGUCGAUCUUCAUGUGAUAAAAUGAUACGGAUCCUUCUUAGCGGCUUAAAUGACCGUAAUCUGGUAAUUAAAAAACAGUUUUCGUCCUGUUUGUCGUAUUUAUUGCCUUUUUCCUCGAAAAAAGAAGUAAAUCGAAUUUUGGAUUACAUGAAACAAAAAUUGCGAAGUGAACAAGAUGAAGUAACUAUUUUACAUCUUCUGCGCUUUUUAUCAAGAAAUACUGAUGUUCUUUCUGAAUCACUGACUGCUGUUAUUCCAUUUAUAUUUCUUUAUAAAUGUCAGGAAGGUGAGUCUUCGUUGCAAAAAAAUGACGAAGCAGGGAAAAAAAAACUCGAAAUGUGGGAUGAAUUAUGGUUCGAGUUGGUUCCAGACACUUCAUCUGCCAUGCGUUUAUAUCGUAAGGAAAUGAUCGAGGUGGCUUUAGUUACACUAAAUACAAGUUCUGUUUUUGCAAUGAAAACACAAGCGGCAAAAGUACUUGUAGCAGUUGCCGAAUCUGGUGUUCUCAGUGAUGACGUUGACUGUGCUGAAACACUCUAUGAUAGUUUAAUAAGCGCGCUGCAUGGCCGAAUAUGGGAUGGUAAAGAAAAGUUAAUCGAAGCAAUUAGUGCGUUAUUACGGUCAUCAGGGAAAAACUUAGCUUCAAAAUGGGACGAAACUACUAUUGAAACGAGAACAUGCUGUAAUGUUGGCGAUCAUUGGAGCAUGUGA
Messenger RNA from Loa loa (African eye worm), 4831 nucleotides. RefSeq lists its product as hypothetical. NCBI's taxonomy places the organism in Eukaryota, Metazoa, Nematoda, Chromadorea, Rhabditida, Onchocercidae. Gene Ontology annotation, biological process: proteasome assembly. Gene Ontology annotation, cellular component: cytoplasm; nucleus. The coding region runs from base 17 to 4831 and encodes 1604 amino acids. Gene Ontology annotation, molecular function: molecular adaptor activity. The record is from RefSeq and is a predicted model, not a curated record. The transcript is spliced from 35 exons.